This is a messenger RNA of Talaromyces amestolkiae, 1311 nucleotides long. RefSeq lists its product as uncharacterized. Lineage: Eukaryota; Fungi; Ascomycota; Eurotiomycetes; Eurotiales; Trichocomaceae. The coding region runs from base 1 to 1311 and encodes 436 amino acids. The record is from RefSeq and is a predicted model, not a curated record. Gene Ontology annotation, cellular component: SNARE complex; plasma membrane. Gene Ontology annotation, molecular function: SNAP receptor activity; syntaxin binding. Gene Ontology annotation, biological process: exocytosis; vesicle fusion. The transcript is spliced from 2 exons.
AUGAAGAAAUUUUUGAAAAAGUCCAAGGACGACGGCGACGACGACUCUAACCGCCGAGCCCUCUUCGGAUCUCGUUCUCGCGAUAAGAGCCCCAACCCGCAAGCUCAAGGGAAUAACCCGUACGCACAACAGAUCCCCGUCGACCCAUACACCAGAGCCAAGAUCAACGCGGGCGUUGCACCUGGCCCCGGUCCUGCAGGCGGUCCUGGCGGUCCAGGUGGUUACGGCGAUGUGAAGCACCCCGACGGUCCUGGCGCUACAGGCCCAGUUGGUAAUCAACAGGGCGGUUACGCACCGAAUCGAUACGGAAAUCAAGGCGGUUACGGUGCUGAUCGAUAUGGAACGGGACAGGACAACAACAGACCUGGUGGCGGAUCGCGAUAUGGCCCUGGUGGCUACGGCGGGUUAGGCAGCACAGAUCCUAAUGAUGAGGAUAGAGAUGCGCUGUUUGGAGGUGCGCGUGACCGUGCUCAGCAGAAUGGGCCGAGUGCAGGUGGACCUCCACCGCCCUAUAGUUCAGGCGGACCGGCUGGAGGUGGCGGUUACGGUGGUUAUGGAGAGGAGAAUGCACCUGGUUCAUCGGCAGUCUACCAAGACCGACAGUUGACUGCUGAAGAGGAAGAGGAGGAGGAAGUGAGUGCGGUCAAGCAAGAAAUCCGAUUCAUCAAGCAGGGAGAUGUCUCUUCUACCCGGAACGCUCUCCGUGUCGCGGCUCAGGCCGAAGAGACCGGUCGCAACACCCUUGCCCGACUCGGAGCUCAGAGCGAACGUAUCCUCGAUACUGAGAAGAGUCUCGACGUCGCCGCCAGCCAAGGACGUCUCGCCGAAGAGAAAGCGCGAGAACUCAAGACGUUGAACAAGAGCAUGUUCGCAAUGCACGUCUCGAACCCGUUCACCAGCAACGCCCGACGCCGCGACCGCGACGAAAAACUCCUCGAAACCCACCGCGCAGAACGCAACACUCGUGAGGGCACACGCCAAGAAGCAUUCCAAUCCAACCAGCGCAUGGAUCGCACAUUCAGAGACAUCGAGCGAGACGCGAACAAGGCCUACCCGGGUCAAAAGAAAGAUAUGUCUGAGCGCGCAAAAUACCAAUUCGAAGCCGACAGUGAAGAUGAGGCGAUGGAGGACGAAAUUGACAAUAACUUGAACUUGUUGUCUGGAGCCGCGGCGCGGUUGAAUGGGUUGGCGAAGGCGACGGGUAAGGAGUUGGAGGAGCAGAAUCGUCAUUUGGACAGGAUUAUGGGCAAGAGCGACUACGUGGACGAUCAGAUUGCCAUGAACAGAGCCAGAUUAGACCGUAUUCGAUAA